Messenger RNA from Fusarium musae, 1050 nucleotides. RefSeq lists its product as uncharacterized. Lineage: Eukaryota; Fungi; Ascomycota; Sordariomycetes; Hypocreales; Nectriaceae. Gene Ontology annotation, cellular component: cytoplasm. The transcript is spliced from 3 exons. The record is from RefSeq and is a predicted model, not a curated record. The coding region runs from base 1 to 1050 and encodes 349 amino acids. Gene Ontology annotation, molecular function: nucleotide binding; oxidoreductase activity. Gene Ontology annotation, biological process: NADPH regeneration.
AUGGUCGGUAUAGCUUUACUUGGAGCCGGUAUCUUUGCGAGAGAGCAGCACUUGCCGGCUAUUGAGGCCAUUGGACACCUCGGUCUUAAAGCUGUCUACUCACGAUCGAAGCAAGCUGCAAUAUCGCUUGCGAAGAAAGCCCGGGACAGUGUUGACAUCUACUUUGAUAGCCCUCCCAUAAGUGGGAAGUCACUCGACGAUCUCCUCGCAAGGUCUGACAUAGCUGCAGUGUCAGCAUGUGCUACCAUUCUAGUCCAGCCCCAACUUAUCCGGAAAGCUCUGAUAGCCGGAAAGCAUGUGUUGAGUGAGAAGCCGAUAGCACAGGAUACUGAAACUGCUAUGGACCUUGUUCAAUGGUACAAUGCUCAGUCCAAACCUCCGAUAUGGGCCGUUGCUGAAAACUUCCGGUUCAAUGAGAGUUUGAAGUAUGCUGAAAUGAAAACCCGAGAGAUGGGGGGUGAACUUAUAUCUUUCCGCCUGAGCUACUAUGCAUUGAUUGAAAAGGAAAAUAAAUACUUCAAGACGGAGUGGCGCAAGGCUCCGGGAUUCCAAGGUGGUUUCCUUCUCGAUAGCGGAAUUCACUUCAUUGCCAGCCUUCGGCUUCUUCUCAAUGCCAUUGGGGAAGAAGCUAAGGAGGUAAUGGCCUUGUCCAGUCUACUGAAGGAGCAUCUUCAUCCUAUUGACACUAUUCACGCUGUCGUAUCCACUACUGGUUCUAGACACGGAACAGUUUGCAUCUCUUUUGGGGCAGAACAUAAAUCCACGCUGGAGAUCGAGAUUAUCAGUACUCGUGGCGUUGUUGUUUGGACACCUGUUAGUGUCGCCUCAAUCAUCAAACCAGAUUCUGGGGAGUCAACGAACGAGACCAAAGAAUUCAUCUAUAACAACGGUGUCAAGGCCGAAUUUGAGGCAUUUUGUCAGGCCAUGUUGCAGAAUUUUCCAGACUCGCGUCAGAGUCCUUCAGAAGCCCUCGAUGAUCUUGCUCUUCUGCAGGGUCUGUUGGAGUCUGCAAAAUGCAAUGGCUUGAUGAAGCUUGUUAAGUUUAAGUGA